AUGGCUUCGAACACUCCUGAAGAUCCCCAAAGUUCUUCGCCUCCAUUAAGACAACCUCGCCUGAUAAGUCAAUUAGCACGCAUCGAAGUGGAAGAACGCGAACGACCAAGGAAAAUGAGGUUGAUGUUUGGUGAACAUCAAGUGGUUUUUCUUCGAUCGGAUGGUUUGAGAAGUCGCAUGGCCCGUACAAACAAGAAAAACACUGAAGAGAGUAGCGCUUCAGAAGAUCCGGGAGCGGGAUCUUCUAAUCUGAGCGAAAUAAUUGAUGGCGUGGCUACAGGACGGAUCGGGACUGAAUCAUAUGAUUCUGUGAAUUCAUUAUCUACCUCGUCUUCCUCACCUACAAGUGUUGCUCCUAUAUCCACCACGAAUUUUGAAACAUCGGCGAUAGGUACCAAAGGUGGAACAUCCACUGAAUCGUUUGAAACGCGAACGAAAACAGGAAAUAGAAGUUAUCACCCUCCUCGUCAAUUUCAUGGAAUAUCCACAAUGGUGACACAUAAACGACGUUGGACUUACCAAACGGCAUGUAAUAUCAAUGCAGCUGAACAGAACAAUGAUAAUCAAAUAACGUACGUCUCCAAUCCAUUCCUCCCAUUGCCACGUGGAAAUAGACGAAAUGGAAUGUGUACUGCAACUCGUAUGAACUAUGCUGCUCAGCGAAUAGAUAACCGCAAAUACCGUGCACAAGCACAAGCUCAUCAUCAUAUCAUGAGUUCUGGUAACGAUGAUAGUGUUAGCUGUGAAAAAUGCAAGAUGAAAUAUUACUUUGAAUCCAUGAAAGCUCAGAAACUGAUUACAUAUGAAGAUAGUACAAAUGACGAAUUCCUCCCGAUAGUUCGUUUCAACUGCCCAGUUUGCAAGGAGCUAACAAAAGCUUCAUUCUAA
Messenger RNA from Caenorhabditis remanei, 888 nucleotides. RefSeq lists its product as uncharacterized. NCBI's taxonomy places the organism in Eukaryota, Metazoa, Nematoda, Chromadorea, Rhabditida, Rhabditidae. The transcript has 5 exons. The coding region runs from base 1 to 888 and encodes 295 amino acids. The record is from RefSeq and is a predicted model, not a curated record.